This is a messenger RNA of Labrus mixtus (cuckoo wrasse), 5980 nucleotides long. Its product is annotated as astrocytic phosphoprotein PEA-15. Gene Ontology annotation, molecular function: protein binding. The transcript is spliced from 4 exons. The record is from RefSeq and is a predicted model, not a curated record. Lineage: Eukaryota; Metazoa; Chordata; Actinopteri; Labriformes; Labridae. The coding region runs from base 454 to 846 and encodes 130 amino acids. Gene Ontology annotation, biological process: regulation of apoptotic process; MAPK cascade.
GGAAAAGGCGUUUCCACGUUUCAGCAGCCGGUGACAGAGCGAGCCGGACAGCGGAGCAGCACAGGGACACAGAGAGCUACGGAAAGAGUCACGACACCUUCCUUUUUACCCCUUUUACCAUUUCUCUUUUUAUUCUCUCCAAACACUUGACUGACAGCUCCUCUACACACCGUGUGUCCCCCCACCCCCCCCAUCACGGCCUCGUCUCAUGAAACACUAAAAAAAAAAACUACAACUGAACAACAAGAAACGGACAAGAGUGGACUUUUUCUCGUUUCCUUUGCAGAACGUUUUUCCUCUCCAAAAAAAAAGCGACAUUCAUCCCCCCCCCCCCACCACCCCCCACCCCCCCACAGAGCUGUUUUUCUGUGACAUCCAGAGGAGAUUAUCUUCCCGUAGACACUCGCAUCUCUCCCUGUCUGUAGCUGACUCAUAUUUGCUGCGCUCAGGACCAUGGCGGAGUACAGCUCUCUGCUCAGCGACCUCUCUGACAACAUCACCAACGAAGACUUGGAGCAGCUCAAGUCGGCCUGCAAGGAGGACAUCCCCGAGGACCAGAGCAACAACAUCACCUCGUCCAAGGAGUGGUUCAGCUACCUGGAGAAGAACGACAAGCUGGCCCAAGAUAAUCUGUCGUACAUCGAGCACAUCUUUGAGAUUUCACGGCGACCGGACCUGCUGACGAGGGUGAUCGAGUACCGCACCACUGUGCUGAAGAUCUCUGAGGACGACGAGAUCGACACCAAGCUCACACGCAUCCCCUCAGCCAAGAAAUACAAAGACAUCAUUCGCCAGCCCUCUGAAGAUGAGAUCAUCAAGUUGGCCCCUCCCCCUAAAAAAGUGUGAGGUGAUGACCCCCAGCCCUAAUCUUUGCACCUUGAUUGCUUCACUCCUGGCACUUCAAUCAACCGACCGACCGUUUCUGACCAACCCUUCACACCCUCGCCUCACACUCACUACACACACACACAGACACAAACGCAUCCAGCCACAAAACCAUGGGAAAUACCACCUACAAAGCAACCAAUCAGAGAGUAGCGACGCAGUCUCUUCCCGAGACGAGAGGAGACGGGAAGCCUCGGGGGGGAAAGACAGUAGAAGAAGAAGAAGACGAAAUCUGGAGAGGGAGUGAUAGUGUUUGUGUGCGAGGAGAGAGCCAAUGUGGACCCUCCCUCGAUUCAAAGGCUGAGCGGGUCAGUUCUGAAUGAGUGUAAUCUGUAGACACUGUUCAAUCUGUGAUGCUGUUUUCAUCAGAGUGUGUGUGUGUGUGUGUUGUUGAAUGUUCAAACAAAUAACCAUGAAGUACAAUUUUUUUUUUUUGCCCAUGUAGAAGAUGAACCCUGCCCUCAAAACUUACCUUCAAACUGAAAUGGGGAAGUUUUUGAAGCAAAUCUGAAAAUGUGAGAAAGCUGCUAGUUAACAAUGGAAAAUAUUUAACCAUGUAUUGUAUGUACAAAUAUACAUAUGACUAACACAACUUAGCAGAGCUUAAUAUUAAUAAUGCAUUCAGUUUUAUUGGGCAAAUUAGUCUAAAAAGGUCAAAAUUGAGAUAAGACAUCUUCAUCUAACGUUAGUAAUGAGUGAAACUAUUUGAAAUCUCACACCUUUGACUGAUGUGUUUUGACGAGGGUGCUUGUUAAGGGUUGUUUAUUAAGAAGGUGAAAGAAGGUAGUUGACAUUUUGGAAAAGAUAGCCUAUAAUUAAAUUUAGCUUGAAAAAAAAAAGAGCUUAUUCGAGUUUGUAUAACUUAUGAGAAGAUGGGAAGGUGGAUAUAAAGUUCAUGUCUGUCUAAGACAUGAAAACUAAAGUCAUUAGCUGAUUAGCGUAGCUCAUUAGAGUCUUUGAAUGGGGAACAGGUGGAACAGCUAGCUAGCUAGCCAGCCUUGUAUUUAUGCUUUAGUUUUUAACGUGUUUAAAUCAAAUAAUUACAUAUAUUAAUUUGUAUUAUGUUGUUGUAUUGCAGUUAUAGAAGGCAUAUUUAUACUUUUAGACACAACUGGGCUACACUGUUUUCAGCCUUUAUACAAAACAAAGCUAGCAGGCCAAGCUAACCCAUUUAAUUUUUAGCAUACAAACAUGGGAAUGGUAUCCAUCUUCUCAUCAAAGUCUCAGCAAAAACGCAAAUGAAACAAUUAGCUUAAUUAUCUACCUAGCUACAAUGAGUGCAUUGUUAAUUACAGUACUACAGUUAUUAAAUUACCACCGUAUCGCCUCUUUUGGCUACAUUAGCAUGGGGCUGUAUCUGAAACAAAACCUGGAAUGAAACUGAAACGUCAGGACAGUUAGUGUUCCUCAGCUAGAGGUUCUUUCACCAUUCCCUUUACUCUUAUGCAGAUGAUUAUAUCAUGUUCAAGAGCCAAAUAAAAAAGCCUGAUAUUUUAGAGGACGAUAUUUAAAGUUGAUUUUGAAUAAGCCAAUAUUUGCCUUCAGCUUAUGAGUCGUAGCAAGAGUUAUUGAGAGAAGCUAUUUUGAUGGGAAAGUUAUGGACAAUAAUUCUGAAGUCUGAUAUAUAAGUUGACUGGAGAUGUAAAUAUACAAAUAAUAUAUUACAGGAAAAGUUAGCAUAAAUCAUAUUUUGGCCUGCGGCUCUAACAGCAAAUUUCCACGAUACGUUCAGUUUCACCAUGUCGGAUUUUUUGCCUCGAUUUUAUCUAAUCUGAAACUACUCAGUGUCUGUGACGGAUAGAGAUGACAAAAAGAAUAUUGAGAACUGAAACUACAUCUACUAUGGACUAUAUUAAAGAAUAUAAAAGUAUAUUUUGAAGAAAAGCAUAUUGGAUAUAUAUUUAGCGUGUAAAAUGUCUGUUUAUGUGACACUUAAAGAGACACUUAACUUUCUUUUUUACCCCUUUGUUUCCAUUUUAUUUGGUUACAGAAAAAAAAAACUGACCAGCUUGGAAAGAGGACAAACUUAGUAAGUUGGAGUUGGCGCAAAUCAAAGUAUCAGCAAUGUGUACUUGGCAUGAGGUGAUGAAACAUGUCCUUCAAUAAACUGUACAUACAACAGAUUAUAACAAAAAUCUGCAAUGAACUCAGCGGCUAACAACCCGCACAAACUUUUCCAUUCCCGCCAUGCAACAACAUAAAAAGCUAGCAAGACUGUUGAAACUAAACUAUAAUAACCGCUAUUUGAACACUGUGUCUCUUUAUGCUCUGCGCUGAAGCCUUAGCAGACUUUUUGUUAACCCCAAAAUUUUUCCAAACUGUGACAAACAACGUGUGAAGCAGAGACCGAUGCAUACACACAAACGCCAAGUUAAUCAAAACUCCCACUUUUACAGGGAGGGAUGCUUCUUUUAUUACAAAAUUUGCUAAGGACUUCGAUGUUGGCGUGUACAGAAUGUCUGUGGGUCUAUUGCCCCCAUCUUUGGUGUGAUUAACGUUGUAGGAUCAAAAAUUGACGACAUCGUAAAAAAAAAACAGUAUCAGUGUAUGACUGAUCCAUUUCCCCUCGUCCUGCUGCCUCCCCUCCCCCACCUCAUCACGAUCCAACCCCAGUGCCAACGACCAAGACUUUUUUUUAUUUUGUUAACAGAUCCCGUGAUCUGUUUUUGUUCUUUUCUUUUGUAUUGCUUGACGUAUAUUGUAGUGUUGGACUGAUUUGUAUCCUAUGCAUUUAUGUUUGUAGGAAAAAAAAACUGCACUGUAACAUAUCCUCCCAACAAAUCACUUAAUCUGAAAAAAAAAAAAAAAAACUCCAUCGUAAACGCAGGGUGUUUUUACAAGAUUCUUGUGUUGAAUCUGCAUGACUGAUAUUCAUGGUUGGGUGGCACUUGGUAAGAGGUAUUUGCAAGUGUCCGGAAAGACAAUACAUUGAGGGGUAAAAAAUAGUUAGACCAACUAUACUGUACAACUCCCAUUCUACUGUUUUGCAAGCAAAGUCUUCAGGUAACGAAAACAUACAAUAGACCUUUAAUGCCUGCAAUUACAUGGGGACAUUUCAAAGUUUACAAAAAGUGGACAUGUUUCUUUGCAUAAAACAUCAAGUUAAUCUAGGCCAGAUCAAGCUUUUUAUAGUACUGUUAAAGGAAUAGUCCACCCAUAAGUACUUAAACACUGCUAUGGAACAGAGGACACUUUUUAGUCUAUUGGUUUAUCCAAUGACGAUGGACUGCUGGUGACUUGGACCACCACUUUGCCAGGCCUAAUAUAUCUCAACAACUAUUUGAUUUAAUAUCAUGAAGUUUGGUGCACAGAUUCUUGGUCACCAGAGCAGAAAUCCUGAUGACUAAGGGAUUACCUGACUCCUUCUCUAGCGCCAUUAACUAAGGGAAAAUCAUAAAAACUUCUUCAAAACUUAAAAGCACCUUCAUUGGGACAUUUUUUAUUAGUCCAAUAAUUAGCUUGAAGCCCAAAUCACCCAUUUGCCUAAGUGCAGCCCAUAACCUGUUAACUUAGUGAGUCCAAAUCUGACUUUAGUUACAUUUUUGUUUUGUUCUUCCACAACGUUAACCGUCCAAUUGUUUUUCUUAAAUAUACAAAGAAAGGGCUACUUUUAAACGCAGUGUUAUAAAGAGAAACAAACAGGUAGAAAAUACCCCAAAUCAGGCUGAAGACUGAAGACAUGCUUAGUUUAGCCCUCUCUCCCUAAAAAAAACUUCUGGUAUCUGCACGAUUCUUCCCAGAUUUGUAAUUUAUUACAGUGUUUACGUUUUUCUGGGUGGACUUCCCUUCAGCGUCCAGACUAGCCCUUGCUAGGCCUGACCCCAAGAGAAGCGGUUGCUGACCUCCUGUAGCUCGAGCCUGUUGAAAACAAUAUGGGACCACUGGAUUUAUUCCAGAGCUGAAGUUAAGAGUAUUAAGAGUAUUGUGCAGGGGGAGGCAGCUAUACUUACUGCUAUGACCUGUGGGUAAUGGUCUUUCUCAGCGUUAAAAUGGAUGUGAACAUCGGCCAUGACUGUAGAUUUUUAGUAAAGACGUUUGGUGAUUAACGAACCAAAAGGUUUUUCUUUCCAGAUGUUAGCAUGAGUUUUCAUCAUUAUACAAAAUAUCAGCAAGGGAGGAUUUGGGCGAUUGUAUCUCUUUUUUGAUUGUUUUAUUUUCUUUUUAUUUAAAGUGCUAUUUGAAUCGUAUCCUGUGAAUUUAGAUGUAUGUGACCAAGUGACUUUUUUUUCCCCCCUCGCUCUCAGAAUUUCAGUAGGCAAUCGAGUCCUGUUAGCAACCUUGUGGUAGUUUGUCAGUCGCUACUUUGUCCGAAUAAUCAGUAUACAUCAAAAAAAGAAAAAAAAAACGUCUGUGUGAUGGCCUAGAUGCUCUUGGUUAGCAGCUUAUUCACUGGAGUGUGAAGAUUUCUGUAAGCAUCGAAAUGCAGCUGCAGUCCAUUAUUUUGUUUUCACAUCAACCCCCGGUUUCCUACUCAUCUAAUAUCAACCCCAAUCAGAAAGUCAUCACCAAACAGAUGUUGUAUUUGGCAUUGCUUAGCGUUUACUCUGUUGCCAAUUGGCGCAUAAUAUAUCAACAUAUCAGCCACAAAUGAUGUCAAAUUUGGAUUUCCACGUACCAAGUACAUAUCAACCAUACGAAAUGCUGCAAAAGGAUAAACCGUCUAAAAUAUGUUUAUUAAUGGUGAAUACCUGAGUAUAACUAACACAUAAUAAUAUGAAAUAAAAGACAGAUAUUGUGUGAAGGUAAACAUCAUGUAACAGUCGAUUCAAAUUCAUCCAAACAGAGUAUCAGUUUCCCUUUAGAAAAGUCUGUUUUCUUUUUUUCCUUUUGAUAGGUUGUAAAUAUGUAUUUUGAAUAUAUAUCACCGUGUUUGUUUUGAAAUUGAUUAAUUUAUUCAAUGCUUAUAAAAUUGUUGAUUUGACAUGUCCUGAUUUUGUGUUACUAACUGGAAACAAACAUUGGGGGAUAAAAACGUGUUGCUUAUCCAAUAUCAAGCAUCCAUGCAUCAACACUUUUAUAACUCAUGUUAUUCUUUUCUUUUAUGUUUGGCUGUUUCGGCUUCGAGUGAUGAUUUAUUAAAACAAACAAAAAGUGA